Molecule: messenger RNA, 4726 nt
Organism: Zootoca vivipara (common lizard)
Lineage: Eukaryota; Metazoa; Chordata; Lepidosauria; Squamata; Lacertidae
Gene: DKK3
Product: dickkopf Wnt signaling pathway inhibitor 3
Biological process (GO): multicellular organism development; negative regulation of canonical Wnt signaling pathway
Cellular component (GO): extracellular region
Molecular function (GO): co-receptor binding; receptor antagonist activity
Source: RefSeq, a predicted model, not a curated record
CCAACUCCGGAGGUGGGGGAAAGCAUCCUUCACCCAAGCAGGGCAACGCGGUCCGCGCGCGCUGGCCUGGAGUUACGGGAAGGCAGUAGAGAGCGGUUACCUCUGGGCUUGUGGCGCGGACGGGUGCGCGGGCGGAGGGCGGCUCUGCAAGAAGCAGGGAGUUGGUGAGACAUUUCUGAGGAUGUUCCUGCUUGGCUCAAAGCUCCUGUUGCUGGCUGUCCUUUUUGGGGUGGCUCACGCAGCUCCUGCUUCAGAUGGAGAUGAGCAGCCUGAAGAAGUACUUCUAAACUUUCCCAAGGAUGAAGCUAGUCUGAAUGAAAUGUUCCGAGAGGUAGAAGAGCUGAUGGAGGACACACAGUACAAGUUGAGGAAUGCAGUCCAAGAGAUGGAGGCAGAGGAAGAAGGUUCUAAAAGGAUAGAAGUUGACUUUGAGAAGCUACCUGCCAACUACCACAAUGAGUCGGACACAGAUACAAAAAUUGGAAAUAAAACCAUACAUAGUCACCAAGAAAUUAAUAAGGCCACAGAUAACAGGACUAGAUCGACUAGCUAUUCUGAAACUAUUAUUACAUCAAUACGGGAAGGAGAGAGCAAAAGGAAUCAUGAGUGCAUUAUUGAUGAGGACUGUGAGACAGGAAAAUACUGUGAAUUCUCUGGCUUGGAGUACCAGUGUCAUGUUUGCAAAACUCAAUACACACAAUGCUCUCGAGAUGUGGAGUGUUGUGGACAUCAACUGUGCGUCUGGGGUGAGUGCGUGAAAGCUGCCUCAAAAGGAGAAAAUGGAACGAUUUGUGAAAACCAGAAAGACUGCAAUCCUGGAAUGUGUUGCGCAUUUUCAAAAGACCUUCUGUUCCCUGUGUGCACCCCAUUACCUGGAGAGAGAGAGCCUUGCUACGAUCCUUCAAACAGGCUUCUUAACCUAAUUACAUGGGAGCUGGAGCCAGAUGGAGCCCUCGAUCGUUGCCCAUGUGCACAUGGAUUCAUUUGUCAGAUGCAGAGGCACAGCAGCGAUUCUGUGUGUGAACUCUCUUUCAAUAAGACCCAAAAUGAGGAGAAGCCUUUACCAGUGGAUGAAAUAUCACUUCUGGAUUUUGUAACCUCACACAUUCCUGGCGACUAUGGAGAGAGAUUGAUUACAGAAGUACAGGAAGGUUUGGAUGAAGACACAACUGAUCCAAAGAAACUGGAUCUGAUUUUUGGAGAUGAAAUGUAAAAUAGUUAAGCAAGUUAAUUAGUCACACUCACCAUUCUAGCAAUUUAGUGUCUUGUUUGAUAACUCUAAACUUGCACCCCUUUUCACUACUGGUUAUAAGUGCAAUAAUUGAGAGUAUACUUGCAUGAUCAGAUGAGGUUUUCUCUUUUCAAGCUCAAACCAAAUUCUACACAAAAAUGCCAAAGGUUGUGGACAAGUUUGAGUUUUAAACAAGGCUUGAACUUGUUGAUGGAUAGAUUAAUUUAAGUCUAUUUAUGAUUAUUGGUGGUGGUUUGAGCUCUGCGUUUUAUGUAUAUGUUGCUUGUUUUUUUCAAAAUUUGUCAAGAGCCUUCUUGAUUUUUUAGACUGGGCAUUGUUUUUAUUCAGUCUUUUAAAAUAUAACCAAUGACACUGCUGUAACUGUGUAUUUUAAAGACAGCAACUACAGGGACUUGAGAUUUUAAAAUGAGGUAUAAAGGAUGAGAAAAGUCAGUGUGGCAUGUAAUUUAGCAAUAAUUAGUGAAAAGCAUCUCUAACAAAUAUCUGAGUGGAAUGAAACUUUAACAUCAAAAGGAUAGUAAUCAUUCCUCUAGAUAGCUAUUUUAUCCCAUCCUAGAAGCAGGUUCUAGAAGGCAUGUAUGUUUUAUAUAAAAUGCAUAUUUGCUAUUGAACACUUAAAAUAAAGCAGUAUGAUUUGAAAAAAGGCAUAUGGAUCCUACUAUCUUCUCUAGUAAUGGGCACAAUCUAGUAAUGAGCCCCUCUCCUAGUAUAAUCUAUUGCAGCCCUUACCUGGUGAUAUGACCAAUAGGCUCAUCUGCUCCAGCAGUCAAGCCCCUCCCUUAAUAAUGCUGAGAACCACCAGGUCCAAACUUCACAAGUAAUUUAUCCUAAACCUGUUGUGAUACCUUUUAAACUUUAGGAAAACCCCAAAGUUGUUAAGGUUUUUUGUUACAAAAACGGCAGAAAAAUGUGAUUUUUCUAUUGACUUUCCUAAGAUCCAGGACAAAGCCCAGCCUUUCAGAAAUUUCCCCCAGACGUGAAUUCUGCCUUGAAAUCCUGGUAAUUUCUAGGAAAAUCCGGAUGUCUGGCAGCCCUAUUUCAAAUAACAUACUCCUGAUAAUACUGAGCACAUAGUAGACUAAAGGGGAACUCUUGCAAUUGGGGGCUAGAGUGGAAACAGAACCCAGCCCGCUCCAGUAGGAAAGAAAAAAAGAAAUUGAGACUAUGUCAAAGCUGAGUUACUAAUACUGUGGUAACUUAAUUCUAUAUUACAGCUAAGGGCAGUCUCUUCAUGUUUUCUAAGGAAGGUACUGAAACCCCUUUUUUAAAAAAGAUGCCAAGACAGAGUGCAGCUGCCAGAUAACUAUCAAAAUGUCAAUUCAAUAUCUAUGCUGAAAUCUCUAAAGUGUGUUAAUUUCCAAGCAGGCACAGUCAGAUAAGGGGAGUUAGCAAGAGACCAUACUCUUUAAAAGCAUUUGGCUGUGAGAUGUAACAUGUAAUACUUAACUUCUUCAGUCAUUCCCCCCCCCCCACAUAGAACGCACCUGCAUGCCUGGCAAUAGCCAUCUGUCCAGUCCCGUCCCUAAUUGUUCCGAACUACAACUGUUUGUUCAAGAAGGUAGCUUUCUUACAGCCAAAGUCCUUGCUCUCCCCUCCCCUCACUCAACUAUUUAAAGAUCAUAAGUCUAUUAUAACACUUAAAUAGCAAGAGGAAGGUGGGUUUGAAAUCCGAUGCUCAAAUUAGUUGGAACAAAAUGAUGUUCCUUAUUUGGCUCAGCCCUGCAGUCUAGCAUCACCAUUUUUUUAAAAAGGUGAUUGAGCUGGCUCUCGCAGCACCCUGAAUUGCAACUUGAAACCCUUGUCUCAAAACUGCAUGUUGAAAGCAUAGGACUGACACCAAGCCGCAUGUGACUUUCUUCCAUAAUCUGCUGCAGGGCCUUGAUAAUUUCUGCAGGCUGCAUGCUAAGUAGACCUUUGGCUUGAAAGUUAAAUCCAAAAAGAAAAACUUGGUAUCAUGAAGACUAGAGGAAAUAUUUUCCUCAAGUUAUUAAAAGAAGUCCAGAGAAAAGUUAUUAAAAUAACAGAAUGAACAAAUGUUUUAUUGGCAUGUUCAUUGUUGUAAACAGCAUCUGGCAUGGAAAAGUUUACCAAAACCUUUUAUUGAUAUAAAUUAGAUGGUAUUUCUGAAAAAAAGGACAACCUUCUAUAGAAUUGUUUGUACUGUAAUUGAUCUUAAGAACAUAGCAAAGCAAAAUCUUGUCUAAGCUUUGCAAAUGAAAUCAUGUUUACUGCAUCAAUCUGUACCACUCCUGAACUACUGGAUAAUUUAUACUGGGAGAUGUCCAACUUUUUAAAAAGCUACAUAUAAAAACUAUGAUCAACUCCAAAGAAAAAUAAAGUAUGACUUGUAAUGGUACUAGAAGAUCCAAACCUGUAAGAGCUCAAAAACAAAAAUGUACAAAAAUAAGUAGCUGACCCAAAAACCCACCCCCAAAAACUCAGUAACAAGGGAAAAUUACAAAUCUAAGUACCAAGCAUUUGCCAAACACAAAAUGAAUACAAAUUUAAAUAGGCAGCUAUACUUUUAAAUGUAUACAGUGAAUAUUGAUAUGUGAAGAGAAAUACCAUAGUAAGCAGCUGAAAUGUAGUUCUGCUAACUCAGGACAGAGUUGUAUUUACACACUUGAAUGGCACAGUGAAGUCACCUGUUAUUCAUAACCUAAAUAAAAAUUGGUUACAACACUGCUCCAAAAUGAAACACCAUCUGCUGGUAAUGGUAACUUCUGCUAAAAAAUACAUUUAUUCUUUUUACUUCAGAGAUGUCCUGCUUUGUAGAAGAGAAAACUUAAUGAGAGUCAGAUAAAAAUGUUAACUUUUAAGGGUUGGAUUCUGCCAAUUCCAUCACAUUUCCACUCGAGCUUUUCAAAAAGCCACUGUCACAUUUACUUCAGAAAUCUUCAAUGAGGUAAUGUGUGCAUCAGUGAAAAAAACAGAAAAGAAUUCAUUCAUGGCCUUUGCACAGCUUUUAUUAUCAAGCUAUGAAUAUCCUGUUUGAGGCUAGUUUACUAGCUACUGUUAUGUGCACAUUGUCAAAUUGCUCAUUACCCCUCCCCGCCCCAUUUUUGUUUAGUUUUGUUUAUUUGCACAUCCCUUUAUCUUUACAGUACAUUUGACUAUAGUGCACAACAUGAUUCCAAAUCAAACAGUAACUUGACUGGGCACUGAGCUUGAUUGGGCUGCAGUUUUACCAAUCAGUGCUGGUGUCUUUACACCUAAUGUCCUGCCAUAACGGCACUACACAGUAGUAGUGUACCUCUCACAUGUAACAAAAAAUUCCCCAGGGAAAAUGCUGAAAUAUCAGUCUUGAGUCAAAUCUUUAUUUGGUGCUCCAUCCAGAUAUAUUUUUAAUGCUUUUUCUUUACGGGGGGAGUAGGUCACACGGUGUCCAGUUUUCUGAAGUCGGCUGCUUUCCUUUUUCAUUAACUCAUUUCUCUGCUCUUCCGUUAAUUCCACCACUUCUUCAGUUUUAUCCCU